Musa acuminata AAA Group (dessert banana) is the source of this 1285-nucleotide messenger RNA. Its product is annotated as tuliposide A-converting enzyme 2, chloroplastic. The record is from RefSeq and is a predicted model, not a curated record. The transcript has a single exon. Bases 109 to 1071 code for a protein of 320 amino acids. Gene Ontology annotation, molecular function: hydrolase activity. NCBI's taxonomy places the organism in Eukaryota, Viridiplantae, Streptophyta, Magnoliopsida, Zingiberales, Musaceae.
GUUGGAUUCCAAUAAAACAAAUAAAUAAAGUAAAUCCAGCUUCACUUCUUCCAAUAUGAUGAUCUGUCCCCUACCACACCUUAUCGCUUUGCCCUUCCUCCGCUAGCAAUGGCAACGGAUCGCGACGCCGAAGUCGACGUCGAGCUCUUCUCCAUCGUCCGCGUCUACAAGAGCGGCCGCUUCGAGCGCCUUACCGGCGACGACGUCGUCCCCGCUGGUGUCGACUCGGACACCGGCGUCGCGUCCAAGGACGUGGUCAUCGACCCGAACGCCGGCAUCUCCGCCCGUCUCUUCCUCCCUGAUGUCUCCUGCCUCCCGCACGCUAAGCUGCCGGUGCUCGUCUACUACCACGGCGGCGGCUUCUGCAUCGAGUCGCCCUUCUCCUCGAGGUAUACCAGCUUCCUCAACUCCCUGGUGGCCAAGGCCAAGGUGAUCGCGGUGUCGGUCUGCUACCGUCUGGCGCCCGAGCAUCCGCUGCCCACUGCCUACCACGAUUCGCUGGCGGCGCUCCGGUGGGUCGCGUCGCACGCUGACGGCGGCGAGGAGAGCUGGCUGGCGGAGCACGGGGACUUGGGCCGCUUGUUCGUGUCGGGCGACAGCGCCGGGGCCAACAUAGCCCACCACGUGGCCCGCUUAGCGGGGAUCAGCGGAUUGGGGACCGGCGCGAGGAUCAAAGGGGCGGCGCUGAUACAUCCCUACUUCUGGGGGGAGGAGCCGGUGGGAUCGGAGACGAGGGACAGGGAGACGAGAGAGAAAUCGGAGAGGCUGUGGAGGCUGGUGUGCCCCGGGACGACGGGGAUGGACGACACGCUGAUCAACCCGCUGGCGGAGGGGGCGCCGGGGCUGAAGGGGCUGGCCUGCGAGCGCGUGCUGGUGGAGGUGGCGGGGGACGACCUGCUGAGGGAAAGAGGCAGGGCGUACUACGAUGGGCUGAAGGCGAGCGGGUGGGGAGGUGAGGCGGAGAUGGUCGAGACAGACGGGGAGGGGCAUGUCUUCCACCUCGACAAUCCUGCUUCCGACAAGGCUUUGGCCUUCAUGGAUCGCUUGGUUGCCUUUCUCAACCGAGACUGAAGUGUUCUUCUUAUCAGUCGUGAGUCAAUAAAGCAUUUGCUCCAUCGAUGCAAGCUGUCAUUAGAUAUGGUCUCUAUCUAUGACAGUAGCUGUAGUGUCGAGGGAGGCGUAUCAAUGAUUGUGUUAAUGAUAUGCUCUUCAGCUGUUUGAUGAGUAUGGUAAGGAAGAUGAUGAAUCCCAUCAUCUGCAGCAAUGGAAUAUUUAUAUUCUUCCA